AUGGAGGAGGAAGACUCUGGGCUUUACUGGUGUGAGGUGGCCUCUGAGGUUGGCAGGGUCCAGAAGAGAGGCCCCAGGCUGAGAUCACAGUGCUCAUUAGCCUUCUGGGGUGGGGGAGCUGCUGGAGCUCUCUGUGAGGCCCAGAGAGGCUCCCCUCUCAUCCUCACUGCUUCUACCUCUAAGGGAAGUCCUGGGGAGUAUUCGGCUCCCCACACUGGAGCUGCCUUUCUCCUGGUCCCAGUAAGGUCAGAGCAGGACACCAGGAACUAGUCCUGUGAGGCUGAAAAUAAAAUUUCCAGAGAGAGAAGUGAGCCCAGGGAAAUCGCCCUGGAGGACAUUAGGCCCCCAACAGCCUCUGAGCUUCAGCAAACUGACAGGGCUGUUUACCAGCCUGCAGCUCUGCUUGAUGUGACGACCAUUGCAGCUGCACUUCUGAGCUAUCUCAAGUUUUGGAGAAAGUUAUUUCAAAGUUUUUAG
This is a messenger RNA of Ochotona princeps (American pika), 477 nucleotides long. It is a transcript of the gene FCRL6, whose product is annotated as Fc receptor like 6. NCBI's taxonomy places the organism in Eukaryota, Metazoa, Chordata, Mammalia, Lagomorpha, Ochotonidae. The record is from RefSeq and is a predicted model, not a curated record.